This is a messenger RNA of Symbiodinium necroappetens, 1326 nucleotides long. The record is from the annotation of a GenBank genome assembly. Lineage: Eukaryota; Dinophyceae; Suessiales; Symbiodiniaceae.
AUGACCGUGGCCCCCAGCGGAGAGCCACUUCCUUCCCGCAAACUUCCCACACUUUAUCGGACAGUUCCAGCAACGCCACCCACGCUCACCAGCACUGCCACCACGUUUCUUGGUUCUCGGCGCGCAGGGGUGGAAUCAGCCAGCUCUGCAUCUGAUUGUUGGGGCCUAUCUGCUACGAGUUGGGCAUCCUUGCCUGCGAGAAACGAGGCAGAGCUUUCUCGUCUAGAAAAGGGUGUGAUUCCAUUUCGGCGGUCGCAGGGCAUUUGGGAGCAAGCGAUGCCUCUUCUACCACCGUCGCCAGUGCGGAAGAAGAUUUCCCAACGACCAAAGUAUGAUGUGCCACUUCUGGAUCUCCGUGACGUGUCGUGGUGUUCCAUCGGAGAUGAUACGCCAAUGGAGCCGCAAAGCCCACAGAGUUCUUGUCUUGAUCACGCGGCUAGUGUCACAUCCAUACCGGGUCGGCUGGCGACCUUGGAAUGUGGCAAUGGUAAAGCCGUCUCGCAGGAUCGAAGACUCUGUCCUGGCUUCGGGUACAAGCGAAGACCGCGGAUGCUUGUGGGCGCCUCGAAGACCGCACGAGAGACGCGGAGUCGGGAAAAGCUGCUGCCGAUCGCUCCAAAAGCAAACAGGAGCUUCUUUUCAAGUUCCACGGCUGUGUCCAAGGAACGUGUGGUGUGUAUCCGGAAAACUAAAGUCAAGCUCAGUCUCUCUGGCUCCAGGCGGAGUGUGCUUGCGGAGCCGGAGGUAUCAUGGAGCUAUCCGCGUCUCAAAGGCCGCGAUGGCAGCGCAUCAGAGGUCGGGGAGAACGUUGAGGACGACCGUCCACUUCCUCCCGUCGCAGGCGUCGAAGCCGCUGGCCAUUCUUUCGUGUCCGUGUCUUCGAUGCCACAUCACUCAGAAGCAGGCCAUUAUGGAGGCCAUGGUGGAGCUCCGGACGGUCUGGGCCUGCUGAGUCCCAGCGGCUCCUUCCAGCCGCCCGGGUCCGGCUCAGGCACGAGAGGCGGCCCCUUGAAGGACGACAGCACUCGGCUGAGCAGCGGCCUGGAUGGGCCGCCAGCAGCGCAAUCGACAGCUCGAGCCUCCAUGAUCACGAAGGAUCAUGUGCGGGCUGAAGUCUUCGGCAAGCUUCAAGAGCAAGGACAAGUGUUCUGCGACGAGCUGCCUCGCGGCUUGGAGCUCUGUGGCUUCGUCGGUAUCAAGAAGGAAUGGGUUCAGUCAGAGCGUGACAAGGUGACCAAGUCCGCCACUAUGGAGCUGGAAGAGUUCCUGGAGUUCGUGAAAGGCUACGAGGUCCUUCAAGAGAAGGCUCACAAGGAUGCCUUCCUG